GGGUGUUUAUCAGAAGCGAAAACACACGUAUACAUGCAGAGAAUUUUUAAAAUAAAAACUACACAUGUGAGUAAGAUUUUGCGGUAAACAGUUAUCGGUGCACUCUCAACAAUGUGCGUGUCCGUCUUUUCAACAAAUGUAUUUGUAAGCCGAACAAAAGUAAACCCCUUCGUUUGCAAUGACCGGAGUUAUCUCGCGGUUCACUUUUAAAUCCACCACUACUCGUUAGUUUGUUUGUAUUUUUAAAGGGAAAACUUUCCUUUUGUCUGACUUUUGCCUUGAAGCAGUUGAAAAUGACCCUAACGUCGAAGACUCCAUGUUUCAAAUCCAAGUUCAUUACUGAGGACCUAACUCAUCUGUUCAGCCAAUCGGACAGUGAGGAGGAGUUUCAAGGUUUCAGUGAAGAUGAGGAGGAAGAGGCUACAGGUUCUCUUGACAAACAGUCAAAGAUGGAGAGGUUGGAUUCAGAGGAAGACAGUGACAUGGACACAGGCUUCUACUCUGAUGGAGAGGACGCUGCUCCACCGAAGAGGAAGAGUCUGUUAGUAGCCCUGAGGUUUCCAAUGAAAAGACUGUCUACCCCCAAACAGAAGCUGUCAGAGAAAAAACUAAAAGAGACAGUCAAAGACACUCCUGCACAGAGCGUCAGAGCAAGACAGAAGGUGAAGGAGGAAGAUGAGGAAGAAGUCAAAGAAGACGUCUUGCCUCAGAGCCUGCGGAAAAGAGACAAAAACAUCCAGGAAAACAAAGCCAUGCUGGCAAAGCUGUUUGCUGAUCUGAGCACCAUGGCUGACCUGACUCUACCCACCACCCCUCAAAAGAAGAAACGGGCGCAAGAGAAAGCGACGGCAAGAAAACGCAAGUUUGAACCGGAGGUGGGGUCAGAAAGGAGGAACCCGUCCCGUAAGGCGCGUCCUCCUGAGAACUUCGCUGUGGAGGAAAAGAGCGAGCCGCUCAGAGUCCCAAGGACUGUAAACAUCAGGAGACUGGUGCUGGUGGACGAGGAGCAUGCAGGUGAGAGACGGAAAAAGAGGAAGAGCCAUAGUUCUACGAGGGUCCAGUACGUGGUGAGGUCGGUAGAUGAGAUCACCAAAGAAGACCUGGACAACAUAGCGUACCGUAGCAAAGACAAGAUCUGGGACAAGGAGAAUGGCAGCUCUUGUCAUCAGUGCAGACAAAAGACUCUGGACACAAAGACUGUGUGUCGCAGUGGAGUCUGCGUGGGGGUCAAAGGUCAGUUCUGUGGGCCUUGCCUGAAGAACCGCUACGGGGAGGACGUACACGAUGUGCUGCUCGACCCGGAUUGGUCGUGUCCCAUCUGUCGAGGGGUGUGUAACUGCAGUCUGUGUCGUAAGAAGGAGGGUCGCUGUGCCACUGGAAUCCUGGUGGGGUUGGCACGUUACAACGGCCAUGACAACGUCCACGAGUAUCUUGAGAGCAUUCAGAAGGAGGUGCAGUAAAGUCCGGCGAGGAGAACCUGCCCGCACAGCUGGAACCCGGAGCAGGCUCCUGAGCUGCACAGUACUGUAGAACUCAAUAUGAUGCACAUUGUUUUUUUUUGGUUUUGAUUAGCCUUCUAUCUUACUCUUGAAACAAAAGCUAAAAAAAAAAAGCUUGUUUAAAAAUGUCACCUUAACAUAAGGCACAUGCACUGUUAAUACAUUUGAUAUAUUCUGAUUUAAGGCUGCAUAAGAUGCAUGCCUGUUUUUAUAGUUUUAAAGUCAGAACUCCAAACAGCUGUAUAUUUUCGUUGUAAUGUUUUACCCCCUGUCUAUUCAGAAAAAUGUCAGGUUUGGUUAUUUUCUGUGUUAUGGAUGCAAAGGAACUUUUUUUUUUUUUUUUAUAGCUGCUGUUUUCUGAAAGUGAGUAACUUCACAGCAUUCUUGUCAAUUCACUGAAUAUUUUAAUAAAGAUGGCAUUAUCUAAAGGA
Labrus mixtus (cuckoo wrasse) is the source of this 1930-nucleotide messenger RNA. RefSeq names its product cell division cycle associated 7b (gene cdca7b). Lineage: Eukaryota; Metazoa; Chordata; Actinopteri; Labriformes; Labridae. Gene Ontology annotation, biological process: regulation of DNA-templated transcription. The coding region runs from base 294 to 1460 and encodes 388 amino acids. Gene Ontology annotation, cellular component: nucleus. The record is from RefSeq and is a predicted model, not a curated record. The transcript has 10 exons.